AUGCCCGAGAGGGAUUGUGUGUCGUGGAACACGAUGAUCCAAGCGUAUGCCAACGACGGGUGUGUGGAAGAGGCCAACCGCUUGUUCCGGAGGAUGCCGGAACCCAAUCUCUUGACGUGGACAUCCUUGCUUGUAGCAUUUGCCCAGAAUGGGAAUGUGGCCGGGGCCGAGACCAUCUUCUUCGCCCGGAUGCCCGAGUGGGACGCGGUGUCGUGCAAUGCGAUGGUUGCGCUCUAUGCCGACGCUGGAUGCCUCGCGCGCGCGGCUGCCAUGUUUGACAGUCUCAAGGAGCGGAGCAUGGCAUCGUGGAAUAGCAUCGUCCAGGCGCACGCGCAGAACGGGGAGUACGAGGGUGCCAAGGAAAUGUUUGAUCGAAUGCCUUGCCACGACAUGGUGUCGUGGAACACACUCCUGGCAGCGGCCAUCCACAGUGGUAGCAUCGAUCUCGUCGAGCGAUUGUUUGAUGCGCUUCCAGAGCCCGAUGUUGUGUCUUGCAACAUAGUGAUUGUUGCUUUUGCCGAACAAGGACUGAUUGAAAAGGCUGAGCGUCUCUUCCGAAGAAUGAGCGAGUGGAACAUCGUGACUGUAAACGCUAUGGUUGCCGCGUAUGCCCAGUGUGGGCGCAUGGAGCAAGCGAAAGAGCUGUGGAGCAAAAUGCCUGAACAGAAUGUUGUCUCCUGGAACGCUCUGGUGGCUGGGUAUGGACAAAAGAGAAACGUUGAGGCUGCUAGAGUUCUGUUUGAUUUACUUCCUGUCAAGAACGUUGUCUCGUGGAACGCCAUGGUUACGGUUUAUGUCCAAAACGGAUACGCUGAGUACGCCAAGGAUCUCUUCUACAAGUCUCCCGAGCGCGAUGCUACAACGUGGAACGUAACUCUCGCCGCAGAUGCCCAAGCAGGAAAUGUUCCUGCGGCGAAACUCGUGUUUUUAACGCUGCCAGGGAGAGACACUGUAUCCUACAACACAAUGCUUGCAGCAUAUGCUCAGUUUGGGCACUACAGCGAUGCGUUUGAGCUGCUUCACAGCAUGGGGUUGGAGUCCGUGUUGCCAAACGACGUAUCGUUUCUGAUAAUUCUCAAUGCCUGCGCUCACAAGGGAUUGCUGAGAGAGGCACGCUCCUACUUGGCUGCCAUGGCGGACCAUCGAUUGAAGCCUUGCAUCGAGCACUACUGCAUCUUCAUCGACGUGUUUGGGAAAGUGGGGCAACUCGAGAAUGCGUCCGAGCUUGCGGGGUGCAUGCCUUUUCAAGGGGAUGGAGUGUCGUGGGGAAGCUUGGCUGGAGCUUGUGGACUCCAUCGUAACGUCAGGCACGGCGCCGGUGCUGCUAAGCUUGCCUGUGAGAUGGCGCCCAAGAGUGCUGCGAGCUAUGUGUCACUGGCAAACCUCUAUGCAGCUUAA
Molecule: messenger RNA, 1398 nt
Organism: Selaginella moellendorffii
Lineage: Eukaryota; Viridiplantae; Streptophyta; Lycopodiopsida; Selaginellales; Selaginellaceae
Product: pentatricopeptide repeat-containing protein At4g02750
Exons: 1
Coding region: 1-1398 (465 amino acids)
Biological process (GO): RNA modification
Molecular function (GO): protein binding; RNA binding
Source: RefSeq, a predicted model, not a curated record